UUCCCUUGUCAUCCUAAAAGACAAGAGUUCAAAAAGAAACUAGGAAAUCUCAUCAUUCUUGAAUAUGCCUAAUGCAUCCACACCCAGCACAGCAUAGCAUACCGGACCAUUUCCCUACCUACUUCACAAACAUGAUGUUUCAAGCUCAAUUGUCGUCAAGCUCGUCUAUAGAACCUGCGAUCUGGGCACCGCUUACCAAUAAAUAAACCGCAUCAUGUACGCCCCCUCAAUCACAGAUUGCUAGCCACAGCAGCUUCCAGAUCAAGAUAGGCGACCUCGUUGCCAAGACAUGCACGACGCCUAUCCCCGGUACUCCAAGAAAAAAAAGCAAGCUUAGGUUUUUGGUGAUUGAAGCGAGUUCGUUAUCCCGUUUCGACGGGAAGACGAACUUGUACAUCUGAUGUGAUUGGACAAUCCGUGCUAUCGAGGAAGAAGCAAGCUCGGAUGGGAUGUGGGAGAUAGCUAAGAGUCUUGGAAAUACGAAGAGGGGAAGAGAUGAGAUUCGGGGUCUGCAUGUAACCUCCCGCUUCGGAUGCAGCCGAGACGAGGUGGUGGUGGCGGUGGUGAUAUCGAUAUGGAACAUGACGUGCCGGCAUCGCUUCUAGUUACAUACCUGCAAACGGGUUAGAAUUGGAGGAUUGAGGUUAUAAGAGGAGUAUCCGCCCUUUUUGUUUACAGUUUCAGGAGUGGUUCCGGUCUACGGUUCUUCAUUUCACGCUACAAUACGUGGGGAUAUCACCGCCAUCAUGGAACUUACGAUACUUACUAUGCUGGCUUUCGCAGCUCUCGGCAGCGCGACGCCACUUACACUCAUAUCUCCCAACCCGGCAGCUGUGCUCCUACGCCCUAGAGCUGGUGCACCGUCCAUAUUAUCCUGCGAGGCAUCUAGCUGGCCACCCAACUUAAUCGGCGUCUCCAAUGAACCGCAACCACCGUCCGUAGAUCUUACAUCUAUACUCGCUGAAGUCGACCCAGCCAACAUCGAGGCCACGAUCCUGAAACUAGUAUCCUUUGGCACGCGACACACUCUGUCGACCCAGAAUUCUAGUACACGCGGAAUCGGCGCGGCACGGGACUGGAUCCACUCCGAAUUCCAGCGGUACGCGGACGCGAGCGAUGGCCGGCUAAGCGUCGAGACGGUGGGUUACGUGCAGGAAGCGGAUAAUAACCGGAUCCUGUUCCCGACACUGAUCAGUGACGUCGUUGCCACGCUCCACGGGACCGAGGAGAAUAGACUUUACGUCGUGAGUGGGCACUAUGACUCGCGGGUGUCCGAUGCGUUGAACUAUGAAGACGAUGCUCCUGGGGCUGAUGAUGAUGCUUCAGGAGUGGCAGUUUCCCUUGAGUUGGCGAGGGUCUUUUCGCAAACGAAGUACCCGAGGCCGAAGGCGAGCAUUGCGUUCGUGGCGGUCGCGGGUGAGGAACAGGGGCUGUAUGGAGCGCAGUUUCUUGCGCAGAAGUAUGCUAAUGCUACACCGAGAGUUAAUGUCGAAGGCAUGUUCACAAACGACAUCGUCGGCUCUCCCAAAGGCGGCGCAGACGGAGAACGCAACGACCCAUACGUGAUACGGCUGUUCGCGCAAGGCCUACCACCGAUCACAGUAGAAAACAGCACGACACGCGAAACACGUUUAACGAUCGGUGGUGAAAACGACACUCCCGCUCGCCAAUUAGCCCGAUUCGUCAAGGAGGUCGCGGAGAACGAGGCGACGGGGAUGAACGUGUCGGUCGUGUAUAGACUAGACCGGUACCUGCGAGGCGGCGACCACAGACCCUUCCUCGAGGCCGGGUACCCGGCAGCGCGGUUUACGGAGCCGCAUGAGAACUACGCGCACCAGCACCAGGACGUGCGUAUUGACGAGACCGGCAAACAAUACGGCGAUCUGCCCGAGUUCGUGGAUUAUGACUUUGUCGCGCGUGUGGCGAGAGUUAAUGGUGCAGCGCUGUGGAGUCUAGCGACGGGACCCGGUGCCCCUCGGAAUGUUAGGGUCGAUACGGCAGCUCUAACUACAAAUACGACGCUCUUUUGGGACCCGCCGAACCCGGGGUACGAAGACGGAUACGAGAUAGUGUGGAGACCGACGAGCGCGCCGUUUUGGACGGGGGUGUUGGAUGUUGGACCCGCUGUGCAGGCUGAGCUGUCGCUAAGUAAGGACGAUGUUGUGUUUGGUGUUAGGGCGAAGGGUAGCGAUGGGUUUAGGGGAGUUGCUGUGUUGCCUUUCCCUAGGUCAAGAUAAGGAGGGAGUUAGACGAUUCUCGAAGACGUUUUUCUGCCUGAAAAUUUAUGUACUCAGUCAAGCUACGCAAAUACAAUCGAACACGGAAUAUGAUUCUCGGGCAAUAGGCUUGAGGCGUCUGUUGUGGAACGAGAUGAUCGGAGUCCCGUUCGUACCUCCUUGUACUCAUAUUCGGAGAUAUCCCUCGCUCAAUCUGGAGAUGGCUCAGCAGCAUGGUCAUUCUUCCGUCAACGAAUCCAUAGUAACUACGUCUUUAUUUGAUGAAAGAAAACAUUCGGGAUGUUUUUGUUA
Molecule: messenger RNA, 2528 nt
Organism: Annulohypoxylon maeteangense
Lineage: Eukaryota; Fungi; Ascomycota; Sordariomycetes; Xylariales; Hypoxylaceae
Product: Zn-dependent exopeptidase
Exons: 2
Coding region: 747-2237 (496 amino acids)
Biological process (GO): proteolysis
Molecular function (GO): metalloexopeptidase activity; protein binding
Source: RefSeq, a predicted model, not a curated record